CUUCGUGUCGUUAGUAUAAUCCUAACCGCUGAUGAACGAGAACCUUAGGCGCUCUCCUUUCGCCGGCUUUCGUCGUAUAUACUGCGGGAAAAAAUCAUAUACAAAAAUCAUUGAAUCAUAGUGUACCUCCGUGCAGUUGUUUAUCGACCAAUCACCACAGUGCAGGAUCAUGAGGAUUAUUUAACUUUUUUUUUUCAGAUGGGUGGAUAAAAGGAUCGCAAGAUGAAAAACCACCACGUCAAAAACAGGAGGCACGACGAAGGCUGUUGUUCCACAAAUUUGUCCAAAAACUUCUUCCAUGUCUACAAUUUUAUUUUUUUCUUGGCGGGAUGCGGGGUCAUAGCGGUCGGCCUCUGGACCAUUUUGACGAAGCACGAGUACAUCCCUCUGUUGACGAAUCUCACAUAUCCACUUGCUGCCUAUGUCCUGGUCAUCGCAGGAUGUCUCACGCUUAUCGGCGUCUUCAUCGGAUGCUGUUCCGUUCAGAAAGAAAAUAGAUGUUUCAUCAUACUGUAUACAUUUCUCCUCCUUCUGAUAUUCCUGAUCGAAGUGAUGGUUGGGAUGCUGUCAUACGUCUACAGGGACCAAGUUGAAGUAGAACUCAAACACAAUCUCAACGCUACCUUUGUAGAGAAUUAUGGAGUCUCGUUGAAAAUAACUUUAGCCAUUGAUAAAAUGCAACAAGAGUAUAAAUGCUGUGGUGCGACGAGUUUUGAAAACUGGCAAUACAGCAGGUGGAAGCUGGAGGGCAAUGUGACAAAUGAUGUUCCUGAUUCUUGUUGUAAAUCUAUGUCUUUUGGGUGCGGUGCUAGCAGCCAUCCGAGCAACAUCCCUUAUUCGGGGUGCAUUCAUAAGUUUUCGGAAGUGUUGAUGCAGCAACUUGUAAUAAUAUGUGCUGUUGGCCUGGGAUUAAGUGUGAUACCAAUAUUUGGCAUGUUACUCUCAUGCUUUUUAUAUUUCAAGCUUAAAGAUUCCGAUGAAUAAUAUUGUUACAACAAUUAUUUUCUUCAUCAUUUUAUGAGGGUUAUUUAUUUUACUAUUGAAAAAAUGCUAGAUUUUUGCUAAAUGUUCUUAGGUGUGGUGAAUAUUUAUAAAAAUGUAACUCACAUAACGUAUCAAAUUUUCUUUUUUACAAAGUUUUUGUUUAAUUUUUGACAUAUCGUAACAAUCAAUAUUAUCCUUUUCUUUUCACAUAUUUAUUUAGCCAAUAUGAAAUCAAGUUUUUCCUUUUUUUCAGCAUUAACUUAACUCUUUUUAUUCAUAAAAUUGCCUCAAACCAAAGAUUCAAGUGGAAGAACUUUUGUAAUGAUCUAGUACAACUUUGUGUAAAAAGAAUACUUUUGUACAUAUUUCCUAUUAAAUUAAAAAUAAAAAUGUUUAUAUUUGUUUUCUCUCUUAGAGAUGAUUCAAUUAUUUGAAUUUAUGUAAUUUAGUUUUAUGGUUUCGUUGUGGAACUGAAGAAUCUCUAGCUGCAUAAUUUUACAAUGUACUUAAUGCUUUUAUUUUUGUUUUUAUAUACAAUUGUCCAAUUAUUUAUGUCAAUAUGAUUUGUCUUCUACCUACAAUAAGGAAAAUUUCAAUAUAGUUGUUUUACGAUGAAAUUAUAUGAAUUAUAUUUUUUCUUGAAUGUC
Messenger RNA from Cimex lectularius (bed bug), 1631 nucleotides. RefSeq names its product CD151 antigen-like. The coding region runs from base 223 to 984 and encodes 253 amino acids. The transcript has 6 exons. Lineage: Eukaryota; Metazoa; Arthropoda; Insecta; Hemiptera; Cimicidae. Gene Ontology annotation, cellular component: membrane. The record is from RefSeq and is a predicted model, not a curated record.